GGCAGGAUGCACGAGGAGACAGUGGGGCUGAUAAAAGGAUAAAACAACUGAGAAACACCAAGCUAGCGCACUACAUCGUAUGAAAAAUAAACACUUAGCUCUUUACAUUACGGCAACUCACAGAAAAAAAGCAAACCUGUAAACACAGAGCAGUACACACGUCUAACACAGAGGGGAAUAAACACAAAUACCAGCUCUGCUCAACACAUACAACAACGUAGAGAAAUCUGAGUACAACACUUCAGCUCAAAGAUCUGUUCUGUUCCAAGUUCUUCUUCUCCACUCCGGCUGAUGUGGACUGAUUCAGAGUUGGGCCAUCAUGAUCCCAGUGAACUUUCUGGUCACUCAUUGGCUGAUCAACUUAAUACCAGCAGCAUCAUGUCGGUGAAUCCUCCGAGCAGCAAUGACGCCUGCCUCAGCAUCGUCCACAGCCUCAUGUGCCACCGGCAGGGCGGAGAGAACGAGGGCUUCGCCAAGCGUGCCAUCGAGAGCCUGGUGAAGAAGCUGAAGGAGAAGAAAGACGAGCUGGACUCGCUCAUCACCGCCAUCACCACCAACGGUGUACAUCCCAGCAAGUGUGUCACCAUCCAGAGGACGCUGGACGGACGGCUGCAGGUGGCAGGAAGGAAAGGUUUCCCUCACGUGAUUUAUGCUCGGCUGUGGCGCUGGCCCGACCUCCACAAAAAUGAACUCAAGCACGUCAAGUUCUGCCAGUACGCCUUCGACCUGAAGUACGACAACGUGUGCGUCAACCCCUACCAUUAUGAGAGGGUGGUGUCACCAGGCAUCAUUGGUCUCAGCCUUCAAAAUACAGCACCACCAGGCGGGCUGAUCAAAGAAGAAUACAUCCAUGACUGUAUACAGAUGGACCUCCCACCUGGCAUGCCUCUGUCUGACCACCAAGUGGCCCUGAAGCUGCCUCCUCCAGACCACUACGGCCAGCCCCUGCCCCCUCCACAGCUGUCCUCUGAGCCCCAUGGACCCCCACCUGUCACCAGAUACACUAACCUGCCUGUCUCACCCAAAGUGUCUGGCUCCGGCUCCAUGCUGCCACUGCAGGCCGGUCACAGUGACAGCCGCCUCCAGACCGCAUCUCCGCAAGCUCAAGUCAUGACUCCAGUACCACGUCCCCCAACCCCAACCCAAACCCCUCCUCAGCAACAGGGUCCCCAACAACCCCAGCAGCCCCCACACCCACAACAACCCUCCCUACCUCCUCCUCACGGCCACGUGCAGAACGGGUACAGCAGCAAUAAACACUCUCAGAGUCAGGCUGCCUUCCACACAGUUUGGACAGGCAGCAGCACAGCCUCCUACGCUCCAAUAGGACCCCCCCUGCAGAAUGGACGUGGUCACCAACAACCUCCCCUCCAUCAUCCAAACCACCACUGGUCGCAGCAUCACGGUUCAACCUCUUUCCCUCCUUCUGUGUCCAAUCAUCCAGGACCAGAGUUUUGGUGCUCUAUCUCCUACUUUGAGAUGGACGUUCAGGUGGGUGAGAUGUUUAAGGUGCCCUCCAGCUGCCCUAUAGUGACUGUGGACGGUUAUGUCGACCCAUCAGGAGGCGAUCGCUUCUGCCUAGGCCAGCUGAGUAACGUCCACCGCACAGACGCCAGUGAAAGAGCCAGGCUACACAUAGGUAAAGGGGUGCAGCUGGAGUGUCGUGGAGAGGGUGACGUGUGGAUGCGCUGUAUGAGUGACCACGCUGUGUUUGUACAGAGCUACUACCUCGACAGAGAGGCGGGCCGAGCACCAGGUGAUGCUGUGCACAAGAUCUACCCCGGAGCCUACAUCAAGGUGUUUGACCUGCGGCAGUGCCACAGACAGAUGCAGCAGCAGGCAGCGACGGCUCAGGCUGCAGCUGCUGCUCAGGCUGCUGCUGUGGCGGGAAACAUUCCUGGUCCAGGCAGCGUCGGAGGCAUCGCACCUGCAGUUAGUCUGUCUGCAGCAGCAGGGAUCGGCGUGGACGACCUGAGGCGACUGUGUAUCCUGCGGCUCAGCUUCGUGAAGGGCUGGGGGCCUGACUACCCCCGACAGAGCAUCAAACACACCCCCUGCUGGGUGGAGGUCCACCUGCACCGCGCUCUGCAGCUUCUGGAUGAGGUGUUGCACACUAUGCCUUUGGCAGAUCCAGGGCCUGCUAACUGAGGAUGAACACCAUGUUCAAAUUCCAAUCUGGAUCCUAUGAAUGUGCGCUCACACACACACACACACACAUACACACACACACACACACACACACACACUUGAAUAUUUCUGCUUCAGGCCAAAUAUACUAUCUAAUUGAUACACAAAGGAAACCAAUCAAGACACACAGAAAUCAUAAAUGACCAACGACACAUUAUGCUUGUAACAAUCAAUGUACACAUCACACACACACACACAUAUGCACACGCACACUCUAACCAAAACGUCUGUGGCCAGGCAGACAUAAAACUGCUGAUGUCUUGGGGAUUUUUCUAAUGCUUUACUCUCUACAAUCUCAACUCCAACAUGAGGGAGUUGGAUCUCUGAAGGUAAAGAUUUUGACUUUGUGUUCUGACCAGUUUGUCUCUGUCCUAAAGACAUUUGUAUGCACUGUAGAAUUCCAGGGAUGUUUCAGAAAUCCAGUUCCCCUAUAUGCACUUUGGAUUUCUUCUCAUUGUAGAAGCAUCGUGCACAUUCAUUAACGGAACACACACAGACGUGUAGAAAUCAUGCAUGAUUCAGCUGCAACAAGCUGCAGCUGAACAUCCAGGAGUCAAAAACACUCUAGAUAACUUAACUGCAUACCUCUGGAACAUGCUGUCAGUAAACCCACAGCAUGACAGCUCUCUGUACGUCUUAUGAACAGAACUGAUGUAUAAAUAUGGAUUAGGGAUCCAGUGUUAUGUCAUCUCUGUGCUCGUACUGUGCUUUUCACUGUCUGUUGAUUGAAAACCCAAAACUGUUAGCACCAAUAGCUCGUUAGCUCCCUUAUUAUACGCUCAGCUCAAGUUCUGUUAUUUUUAUACCAAAAAGACUAAAACGCCAAAAAAAAAUUUAGCUUUAAAGUAGUGUUGUCGUUCUUUGUAAUGAAACAGUGCUACCCUGUAUGUAACCAAAUGGUUGGUGCAAAUCACCAAAGCCAGAAUACCUCAUAACAACAGUGCAUAGCUCUAAACCGCACACACACACACACACACACACACACACACACACACACACACACACACACACACGCACACACACACACACACACACACACACACACACACACACACACACACACACACACACACACACUCUCUCUCUUCAUCGCUGACAGGCUGCUCAAGUUAGGAGGAGUCAUUCAAACAUAUAGAAAGUCAUUACUUGCAGUGCUGGGUACAUGAACUGCUAUCUCUUACUUUGGAAUAUUAGUUACACUCUACAGUUUUACAGAAUUAUGAACGGUUACAGGAAUGACGGUUACAGGAAAGAUGGUUACAGGAGAGACGGUUACAGGAAAGAUGGUUACAGGAGAGACGGUUACAGGAAUAAGCGUUACAGGAGAGACAGUUACAGGAACUUGUUAUGGUUGUACAGUAAAACAGCCAGCAGUCAAUCCAGAGACAGAAGCCUGAGAUCCCCAAUGAUAAGACCCGUGCAGGUGGCACCAGUACCUUCUGUUCUCCUGGAUAUCAUCUGUGAUAUCUUCUAGCAUUCCAGGCCUGGUCCUAGCAGUUUAUUGGAACUCUGCUUCUGCCACUAGCUGUGUGUGUUUUGUCAUCAAAGAAUAGGGCCCUGCUCUUUAAUACAGGUUUAACUAAUCCAGGAUAAACAGAUCCUCUGAAUUCUCAAUAAACUAAGUGGCUUUAAAAAGAAGGCAACAUGAGUAGAGAGUUGAAAGCAUCAUCAGUAUUUAUAUGAUUGGCUGAGCACUGAUCAUAUGAUUGUAGUUACAUGAGGCAGGUAGGUUGGGAAGCCUCCCAGCAUGCAUUUUGUGUGUUCUUCCAUUAUUAUUAGCGGUGCUAUUUUGUUCUACAUUGUGCUCUAUCAUGUUUCCAGUGUCCACACUUCAGUUCUAAUAUACAAUCAGUUAUUUGUGUGUUCAGACAGAUUUGCUUUGUACAUUGAUAAAACCCUGCAGUAUGUGCAUAAUGUUUGCUUUUUAUGAUAGAUUCAAAUGACAAGUUGCUAUCAUAAUGUCAUAGUUUAAUGUCAGGUUUCCUGUUUACAAUGGUCACAAUGUUUGAAUUGAGCCCAUUUCUUUCAUUUUUAAGAGUAUUAUAUUUACUUAGUUGAAUAUUUUGUGUUGAGCAAAAGUAACAAACACACAGCUGAACAUGACUGAAGGUUUAAGGAGAACCACAAACAUCAGUGUCAUUUUAGGGUAGAAAUGACUCUUAUCUGUUCUGACAACAUGUGGAUAUAGUUGGUUAAGCAGAAGUCAUAUAUAGAAGAGACAACAGACAAUAAAAAGACAAUAUAAAGGAGGUGUAAGAGUAUGAUAAAGCCAAUAGUCAAUAGAGUUGAUUAUAAAGUGCAAAAUAACAUGAUUUAGCUCUCCUGUCCUGCUCUCAUGUUCACAGUAAAUAAUAACAUGAUAAAAUAUACAACAAAAUAAAAUCAGUGCACUUCAAGAAGAAUCAGUUAAACUAUGUUAAGAAGAGUGUCACUGCAUUGUAAGAGUAUGUCAGAGCUUUAGCCCUUCUGUAGCCUUACUGCCAUCCCAGCCAAUCAGCAGUCAGCCAAUCAUAUCAGUUCUUUUCUCUCUCUACAUAUGUUGCCUUUAUAGCAAAAAAGGAGCACACUAUAAUCCAAGAUUAUUUUAUCUGGGUGAGAUUAAAUGUAGUCUGGAUUAGUUGAACAAUCCAAUCAAUUUCUUUUUUUAAAAUAGUUUCUUUAUUGACACUUUGCAUCCAUAAAACAUGGCCUUAUAAAAUAUACAGGUAUUGUAUACAAUUAUCAUUAGUUCAAGAAUGUUGUAUGUCUGUUUUUUUUAAUGAAAUAGAAAUAAAAAUCAAACAAACAGUAAAACAAAAUAAACAAACAGGUAAAAAACUAGAACAAUCCAAGAAAUGCAUUCCUAGCUGAGAUUUCAGCGGUCACACUUCCUCAAAUGAAAAGUGGAUAUCUUUCACAGUCUGUCUUGUUAGGACAAAACACCCUGUGUGUGUCUCCACUAACAGUGUCUACCUUCCAGUAGAUGAAUGAAGGUUUGUUGCCAGAGCAAAAAACAUGAACAGUAAACCCUACAUAUGAUGAAAAAACACCCACUGGAUGUGUCUAACUCAGGCUGCUGCAGACUUGGAAAGGAUUCACUUCAACUCUUUCAUCAUAAGCAUGAUAUUAGAUAGACUUCCAAAUAACUGAUAAUAAUGAAUAAAAACAAUGUCCUUCAGUUCACCAGUGAUUUCAGAGUUCUAAUAAACUGCUCUUUGAACUGGCUGUUAGAUACUAAGAUGAGAUCUGCUGUGUCAUGGUACAGUAGAAUCAAUAUCACAAUCUCAAAUCUUUAGACAAAUCAGAACUGUGCUGUACUGGGAAUACUGUCCCUCGAUCCGGAUCCAAAUGUGAAUAAAUGCACAGAUGAGUUGAAUUUUUAGAGGCGGGGGUUUGUGAGGCGAGAGGCGGAGUUUCAUCCUGUCAGGAAUCUGUUUGGAAUCUGAGAAAACAUGAGUCAUCGGAUUCAAGCUGCUUUACAAAGAUCAGCCGUAAACAUAUGCAUAUUCGUGAUUCGUGCCUUUUGUUGUCAACAGUAGACGCACCAACACUGGAUUGUAAGACAGACGCUAUAGUUUGUCUUUAAACAUAGAAAGAUUCACAUUGCACAUAUUUGAUUUGGUUUUCAUCUGUUGGAGAUCUUUCGAUGAUAUUCUGUGGUUCCCUCAGGUAUCCGUGUAGCUCACUGAAGAUAUCAGACUGGUUUAUAGUGAUAGACAUAACUAUUAACAGAGCACUCAUCAUACCUGAGUAGUAUUAUUUAUUGCCUUAGUCUUGUGUGAGUGUAAAAUAUGACUGAGUAAGCUUGGCACUAUUUUAAUCUUAGCAUGGACGACACAAUUAGAUGUCAUAUUUAUCUGUUCUCUGCCCAUAUUCAGGGAAGUACAAGUGUUCGAGUAGGCGCUCUCAGAUAGUAAGCAAAUUCGUCGUCGUCAUCAUCAUCAUCAUCAUCAUCAUCAUCAUCCGAUCUCUACAAUCACAUCACUGCAGAUCACAUCAGCUCCAUGAUGUGUCCAGAAAUGCUUUGCAGUUAACACCUGUACGUCCUCACUGUGUCUCAAGACUGAUGUAACCAUGCAGAGAAGUUCCACACAACUCAAACCAGCCUUCAACCUCAUUACAUGACAAAGCUUGUACAGCUGUUUGACUGGAUGGAGUUUGGUACUGUCCAGUGUGUCAGAGUUAAAGACUGAUGUUACUGCUGCUUCUCAUACGGGACCAUCAUCAAAUAUGCAUUUAUUCUUCAGUUUUUAUUGGUCAGUUUAUUCUUUUUAAAUGUUGUUGCAUGCUGUCUGUAUACAGUCUUUGCAUUGUUGUGUGUUCAGCUGAAUGAAUUGGAAAUGUACCAACUCAACAAUGUCUGUUUUUAUUGAAAUGAACACCCACUACACCAAGAAAACUGUUGAGGAAGUUAAUAGUUCAAGGAAUUGUUGAGCUUACCAUCUUUGUCCAGAACUAGUGCUGGUUUCCUUGAGAGCUCAGCAGGGCUGGAUUAGUACUCCCAAGGCCCCUGGGCACUGACACUCAUGCUCAUUCCACUAGUUGAUCAUUUUUCCCACAAACCUAACCACCGCACAUUGUGGCCUGCUAAACAAUCAUCAAUUAAAUCAAUUAUCAAUCAAUCCAUUUUUAUGUAUAUAGCGCCAAAUCACAACAAAAGUCAUCUUAAGGUACAAUCAUCACUUGCCCAGCUAUCAAAUUGACAAAUCAAACAGUUCAUCAUGUUACUUAUUUUACUGGAAACAGCUUUUAUUUUAUUCGGAUUGGAUGUCGCUGCUGUCGGGUAGAAAACCUUGUAACUCCAUGUAUUGUUUUGGACAUACUAGGUUUCCAACAGCAACGAUAACUAUCAGCAUCAAAAGAAUAGCUCAAACUUUGUGUCACACAUCUGACAGCUCACACACAGGACCUGCAACUGGUUUGAAUGUGCUGCUGCAUUAUAACACACACACAUACUGUACACACACACACUCCAGCCAUGACUGCCUCUACGCCCUCCCCCCCACUCCCAGCCAGACAAUUCAUAGAAAUCAUAUUUGGUCCAGACUCUAGAGGAAGAUGAACAAAACAAGUCAAGGUCCACUAAAUAAAAUAAUAUUUAAUAAAAAGCUUUUUUCCCAGACAGUAUUCAGUUCAUCAGUGGAUGGAGUUUGCUCAGACAGACAUUCUAUAAGAAAAAGUGAUAAUCAGACAUGAGAGAAAUCUCCUCCAUCUGCUGAAGAAUCCUGUGAGAGGUGGUUAAAAGCUCUGAAAACACUAGUGAGAUAAGACUGUUUUUGUCCAUCCCAUUUCUGGAAUCUGAUUUCUGAUUAUACCCACUGUUUCUACACCAUCAUCAUACCACUCAGAGGAACUAUUAUAGUAAUCAUAAUGACAUGAGUUGAAGCUGCAGUUCUGCACCUCGCUGUACAGCUGCACCAUUUUUCUCCACACAGCCUUACCAUAGACUGUAACAGUCCAUACAUACAUACAUUACAUAGAUCUUCUUUUAAGAGUGCUGCAUUCUGAGUAGAAUGUUGGCAGUAGUUGAUGUGACACACAGGGAGCUGCUUGUGCUCCAGAGAAGAAGACAGAAGGCUGGAUAAAUAUACUGCUUUUUUUUAUUUAUUAGAGUCCUGCACAUAUUGAAGAAGGUUGAGGAGUCAGAGGGAGUUCAAACAGCAGACAGGGUGUGAUGGAAAAUGGAAAAAAGUUUUUAUGUUACAUAUUGGGGGAAAAAACAUUGAAUUGGUACCACAAUUUUCAAAAACAGGUUCAGGUUAAAUAUUCAAAAUAUGUAAUUUAUUUAUUGUCAUUUCUUACAGUGUGAUGUAGAGGGACAACAUGUAAAACAUUUCUGGACAAAGUCUGAUUUCAUCACAUACAAAAACCACCAAUGAUCCAUUUAUCAUUCAUCACUGAUCUGUUUUAAUGUCUUUUGUGAAUUUUGUUCAGUGUCCUAAUGUUGACGCAAGCAGAAAAAAUCUCUACAUCAUCCCAUUCAUAAAACAUGACACAUUUAUUCUGACACUUGAUAUAAAAAAUAUGUACUAAAGAAUUUCAUUUGGCUAGAGUAUUGUUUUUGUUUUUUUAAAAUCUUGUAGUUAUUUUAUUGUAAAUAUGUGCUGCUCUUGUAAUGUGGACUGUAUAUUCAAAUAAAAUAAACAUGACA
This is a messenger RNA of Scomber scombrus (Atlantic mackerel), 8317 nucleotides long. It is a transcript of the gene smad10a, whose product is annotated as SMAD family member 10a. Lineage: Eukaryota; Metazoa; Chordata; Actinopteri; Scombriformes; Scombridae. Gene Ontology annotation, molecular function: DNA-binding transcription factor activity, RNA polymerase II-specific; RNA polymerase II cis-regulatory region sequence-specific DNA binding; I-SMAD binding. Gene Ontology annotation, biological process: cell differentiation; BMP signaling pathway; transforming growth factor beta receptor signaling pathway. Gene Ontology annotation, cellular component: heteromeric SMAD protein complex. The record is from RefSeq and is a predicted model, not a curated record. Bases 292 to 2148 code for a protein of 618 amino acids. The transcript has 13 exons.